Molecule: messenger RNA, 6564 nt
Organism: Syngnathoides biaculeatus (alligator pipefish)
Lineage: Eukaryota; Metazoa; Chordata; Actinopteri; Syngnathiformes; Syngnathidae
Gene: prr36b
Product: proline rich 36b
Exons: 6
Coding region: 518-5512 (1664 amino acids)
Source: RefSeq, a predicted model, not a curated record
CGACAUUUCCACGAGACACGAAGGCAUCCUUCGCCUUGGUCUGUCCAUCCACGGCUUCAACGUUGUGGGCGCGUGCGCGCGACAGCGCGUUUGCUUAAUGAAGCGUUUCGCUCUCUCUCUCUCUCUCUCUUUCUGUCUUUCUUCCUACGAGUGAACGAGCAUCACUUGUGAAGGAAAAAAAAAAAAAAAAAGAACACGUUCGAGAGCGAGAACUUUCUUAUCCAGCGGCUCGACUCGAAGUCUCUGUCGCAGGUCCACGAUUGUUCCGUUUCCAUCUUCACUUUCUCUUUUCUUUUUUUUUUUUUUUUUGAUACCCGGCGCGAGGAUCCACUCGGGGCGUAGCUGGGGAGGCUUUUGCUAGCUCAUCGCUGCUCUCACCGCCCCUCCACCUUAUCCCCCCUUCCACAUCGCGGAUGGCCAUUGUUCUGGAAUUGCUGGAACAAGACCCUGUGUCCUGAUCUUUGGGAAUUCAGUUAGAUCUAAGUGAACUGGACAGACCACUUCUCGAGAAGGGGAGAUGAAACCAGAUGGGGUUAUCACAGGAGCACUGGAGCCAAUGGAAACUUUAGAAUCCAAUCCAGUAAAUGAGUUAUCACCAGGUACAGGGCAGGACCCCAGCCAGGCACCCAGUGCAAUGGAAGAGGAAGUAGCACAGCUGACUGAAGAUGUGGUGCCACCCCAGCAAGAAAAGGGAAAGGUAUCGUCGGCUGCCAAGACUAAUAACAAAAUAUCGGGAGACUCCAAAGCCAAGACUGUGAGCAAGACAAUGCAGAAAACAAAACCCACCACUACCAACAUGGCAAAGACCACUCCAGGCUCACGAUCCAACAUGACCCAGAGCCGCCUUUCAAAUGGCUUGUCCAAACCCCAGAGCAAUGGUGUGAUUAAGAAAACCACACCUGCCCUGGAUAGAAAGAGCACUCCAACUUCAACAGCCCCCAAGAAACUAACAGUUGGGGUCCCAGCCUCUAGGACCACGGCUGCUAAAGUUAGUGAAAGAAAAACUGCAUCCCCUGCUACUAAUGGUGCAAAGCCUGCAAUGGGAACCACGGCACUUAAGAAGGCAACAACGACAACAGUUAAUGGUAUUAAAACCAGCACGGCGACUGCUGUUAAAAAGCCCCCAGCUUCUAAACCUGCCUCUACAACAUCCACAAAGCCCACCACUGCAUUGAAGACAGAUAAGCCCCCUGUUUCCAAGACCAGACCCACAAGUGGCACAACAGCAUCCCGUCCUACCACAGGCUCAACUCGACCACACUCCACUUUCACAACCAAGAGCCCUGCAGCCACAUCAAAACCUGCCACCCCUAAAACCUCCACUACCAACAAUGUUGCAUCCAAAUCAGCCCCAUCAACUCCCUCUGGUGUCAAAACCCCAGCAUCACAAACAUCUAGAACCAUAACCCCUGCAAAAAAAGAUUUGACCAAGGCUGCCACCCCAGCAGCCAAAAAGCCUGCAGACUCUCCACUUAGCCGACCCUCAACAACUACAAAAUCAGUAAAAUCUGAGACACCUAAACCAGCUUCAAAAUCAGACAGUAUAGCCAAAAAAACAUCUGUAAGUAAAGUUGCAGAGACAAAGACACCAACCCGUUCCAAAACACAAGAGAACAGGUCUACACCUUCCAAGGAUGCCUCUAAGACUCCUCCCUCAAAAACAUUGGCAGCCAAGAAUAGUAGCACCAAGAAAACGGUGGGUAGCAGCACCCCAACACCUGUGAAACGUGGACCCAAAGCAGAAGGAGCGAGUGAAACUGGAAAGGAAGUUGCUGCUGUAGCUGCUGCUGCAGCAAUUGCUAGUGCGGCAGCUACCAUUGUAGGGUCAGAAGAGCCACAACAACCUGCAGAAGUGGCCAUGGUGGAAUCUCUUGGGGAUACGGCAGGACAAAUUCCUCCUCAGGCACUAUCAGACUUUGGAGUACAAGGAAUAAUUCCAGAGCCUACUUCAGAACCAUCAACAGAACAAGUUAAUGAACUAACACCAAAAAUUCAACAAGAAACAUCACAAGAACCAAGCAAAGAACCUAUACAAGAACCUACACCAGAACCCAUGAGAGAACCAACACCACAGCCUACAUCGCUACCAAAAUCAGAAUACAUAAGCGAACCUACACCAGAAUUUAUACGAGAAACUACACCUGAGCCUGUCAGAGACACAAUACCAGAGUCCAUACCACAGCCAACUCCAGAAUACAUUAGAGAACCUACACCAGAAUUUAUACGAGACUCAACGCCAGAGUCCAUCCCACAACCAACACCAGAAUACAUUAGAGAACCUACACCAGAAUUUAUACGAGACCUUACACCAGAGCCUGUCAGAGAACCAUCACCUGAGCCCAUACCACAACAAAUAUCAGAAUACAUUACAGAACCUACUCCCGGAUUUAUACGAGAACAUACACCGGAGCCUGUCAGACAACUAACACCAGAAAACACUAGAGAACCUACACCAGAAUUUAUACGAGACUGUACACCAGAACCUGUCAGAGAACCAACACCAGAGCCCAUACCACAACCAGCACCUGAAUACAUUAGAGAACCUACCCCAGAAUUUCUCAGAGAUUCUACAUCAGAAGGUCUGCGAGAUUCUACACCAGAACCUGUCAGAGAACCAACACCAGAGCCCAUACCACAACCAGCACCUGAAUACAUUAGAGAACCUACACCAGAAGGUCUGCGAGAUUCUACACCAGAGCCUAUACCGCAACUAACAUCAGAAUCCAUUCAAGAACCUACACUAGAUCCUGUCAAAGAACCAAUACUAGAAACCCAAAAAGAACAACCAUUCGAACCUCUCCAAGAAUCAUCACCAGAACCUGCAAUAGAACUUAAAUUAGAUGCAGUUCAAGAACACAGAACACCAGAAUACGUACACGAGAUCUCACCACAAUGUCGAGAGCUCACACCAGAACCUAUACAAGAUUUAAGUCCCCAGCCUCUGCAAGAUCUCACAGCAGAAUAUUUGCGAGAACCAACACUAGAAGCCCUACAAGAUCUCACACCAGAACCCAUACAACAACAAAACCAUGAAACCCUACUUGAAUCACACGCUAAGCCCCUGCAAGAAUUUACACCAGAGCCAGUAAAUGAGAGAAGUCUGGAUCAUGCAUUCAAAAUGUCACCGGAGGAUCUUGAUGAAACAUUUUCUCAGUUUACAGAGGAGCCACACUUAGAACCUCAAUCAAGUCAUGACCAAGCCUACAAUUUUCAACACCCAUCACAAAAUGCCCUUUACAAAUUUGAACAGUCUGCAAGUGAAUCAGUUCCCUCCCUUGGAACUACCAUCAUGUCUCCUCCCUGUUCACCACUAGGACCUGUUUCUCCUGUCAGAGAAUCUCAGCAUCCUUCUGUUCAUCUGAACAUGGAUAUCCAACCAGAUCCCUGGAACAGAAGUCAGACAGAGCUAUGUGAUAUUGAUCCACAGGCUUCUCACAGUAUGAUGAACUUCCUGACAGAGGAGUGUAAUGAACAGGAUGAGGAAUGGGAGACAAGGAGAAAUGAACUUGAAAAAGAGGAAAAUGAAAAAGAGAAUCUGAUGGCAUCCACUCCUCCCACAGAAACCUUCUGUACGAUGGCAGAGUCCCAACAGUUGGGUGCCUCUCACAUUGAGGAUUUUACUUCCAGGCACAUGUUGUCACCUCAUGAAAAGGAAGUUGCAGUGGAAAAGGCAGAUGAAGAAAUAAAUGAUGAUGAUGAUGAUGAUGAUGAUGAUGAUGAUGAUGAUGAAGAUGAGGAACAGAGGAGAUUGGGGCAUCAGCUCUCCUCUAUGAUCACUGAUAUGAGCACAUCUCAGCCAUCUGAUGAGUUUCAAAUCAGACCUUCAGCUUUAGGUGGUUCUACCGGCUGGCCCUGUGAUGACCUCUUGUCAGGAAUGGACUCUGAAGACGUUAGCAGCUGCACAAGUAGCCGGCAGCAGGGCAUUUCUGACCUUAGCAGCACUCAGCACACCGCAAUACUGGAAGGUACUCAGAGCUCAGAUGCCCUUAUUGACUCAAGUCUCCGUGGCUCUGAAGGUGAUGGUAACUUCAUGGGCUCUCCCAAUGUGGAAACCCUGGCCAAUGAGGAAGAUGAUGAAGAAGAUGAACGUGUGGAUGAAAUGGAUUUAAGUUCAGAGAGAGCAGAGGAGCAUCAUAAGGUGUUCCAUCAGCAGGAACGAGAUGAGGACGAAGAGGAUGAAGAUGUAGAAAUGCACAGUGAGGGAGUGACAGAAAGCUGUGAUAAUGUAGAAGAAGAUGACCUUAAUGAGGAGGAACAUUUAGACAACCUCAAUCGUGCAGAUUCAUCACCUUGUGUCCCUGCCACCACUUCCUGGGGUCAGACCAACCCCUUUUCUGAUACUUGGGCUCAGCCCCAUGCCGCUUCGCUGCUCUCUGUCUCCUCCCCGAGCCCUGAGUCGGAUCAUGGUGCAGGGGAGUCUGAAAGUCCCACACAGUCCCCUGCCCAGACUGGUUUGGAUUGCAGUUCCCCAUUCUUGGCUCCUGUGUCAGGGCAAGAAUCCGAGCAGGAGCAGUCAUUCUAUAAGAUGGAGACAUCCAUCCCUGAAGAUACUCAGAAUAUGCCUGCAGCUGUAAGCAUGUCCCAGUCCGGCACCUUGAGUGGUACAGCACUGGCUAUCCACAGCGGCAGCGAGACAAGUACGCCAGAAGAACUUUGUGACUAUGACAGCAGCUCAGGAGUUGAAUCCCGGUCUGAAAAACAGCACACUCCAGUUCCUUUAUCAGUCCAGCCUGACAUGGAGCAGGAUCUGGGUAUUCAUUUGGAGAAAGGCGAUGGGGAAGAGGAAGAGGCUACAACACUGCCAGCUGAUGAGGUCCUGGGAACGGGACCCCCAACUGCUCCAGCAUCAGCCCCGUCUUCUCCUACCACCUCUGUAGAUGAAGCCAGUGACACAGAGGGUGAGAUGCAGAUAAAUGACCCUGAUGUAACAGUGAUGAUGGAUGAAAGAGCUACAUUUGACAGUCCUACUCUGACAUGCAAUUUGCCAGCUCUUGAUGAGGAUGAGGAGGCAAGAGAUACACCAGCUGGAGAGGGUGAAGAGGAUGGAGGUGGGACCACUCCUCAGUCAGCAAAUUCUGUGGCAUCCUACGGUUUUGACUGCACCACAUCCAACUCCAAUGCCCACUCCAUGGCCGAGAGCUGUGGAAAAAGCCCGGGCAUCUUCUCCUUGGAAAAUGAGGAGCAGCUGUCCGAGGAGGCCAAAGACCCAUCGCUCAUCAAAGAGCUUACCCUGCCAUCUGAUGCUGCUGCUGCUGCUGUUGCCCAGACCGAGGACCGGCUGGGCCGACCUGUGGACCUGAUGCCGUUGAGUUUUCCAGAAGACAAACAGCCCAGUCUAGAUGACCAUCACUACAUGCUGGGUGGUGAGAUUACGGCACACCACCUAGAGGUGGAUCCAUUCGAGCCUAGCCACCACCUUGGGUCUGUGGAAUCCGGAAAUACCGAUGAGAGCCAGCCGUCCUACUACUCUACCAUGUGUGAUAAGACUGAUUAUCUGGAAGGUAAUGUAUAAGUCCCUCACAAAUACCCCUGGAAUGCACCUUUUCCCUGCAACCCUCCACCUUUACCUAGUGUUUGUCUUCUCUCCAGUUGGGUUAGAUUGCUUAGAAGAACAAAAACGGAGAGCAAGAUUUUAGGAAAUUACUUUAAAACAAACACAAAGGGGAUGAGAAUGUUUUUUUUGUUUUUUGUUUUUCUUUUAAAUGAAGGCUCCUUCAUACUGUUGUGGCCAUGGUUUUGAGUCUACGGCUUAAACUUAUCCAGUGUAUAAUAACGGAGACCAUUUUCUAGUUGAAUGUUCUUUUGAAGUCACAGUGCGUAUUCGGUGAAGGGUAUUGACUGAUUGGUCCAAUGUGACUGAACUUUUAAACGUAAAAAAAAGAACAACAAAAAAACAGUUGGAACAAAGUGGACUGUAUUUAUCCUACUGUUUUUACCAAUCAAAUGUCAUUUUUUUUUGUAUUGGGUUGUUUUUUUGUUCCUUUCUGUUCAUCCCAAUCCUCCCUAUUUUGUGUACCAACACACAAUGUUCAGCAGCCCCGUAGUGAUAGUACAAUGCUCUUUUAAAACUUUUUGUUGCGGUUUUACUCUGUCUAUAUAAAGGCUAGCUCUUAGCAAUUCUACUUUGCCCUUAAAGAUGUGUCAAGGUAAGUAUGGGAGUUAUUAGAUUGCAGUUGGUUAAGGUGACGUUUUUAAUGUGUCAGGUUGUUGUUUGCAUAGAUUGCUAAGGUGUAUAACAUGCAGCUGCAUACAGUACAGUAUUUCUGGCUUUCGGUUUUAUGUGUUUAAACUACAAACUGCCGUUGGCAGAUCCGUUGUGUCGCUUGAGAGACUAACUAGUCUAUUAUUUGUGAUUAGACCAUGAAUUGCUCUUCAUCUCUAUCGCAGCUUUACACCCAUAGUGGACGUUUGGUUAACUCUUUCAAUACAAUAUAUUGCAUGUUUAACUAGCAAAAAGACUGUGUACUACCUGAUAACAUUUAAGUAAUUCUGCUCUAGAAAUAUUCAUAAAUUAAUGGUUCACGCUAGGUUGUCUUUCAAAAUUCCAUUAAAACAUCAUUGCAA